This is a messenger RNA of Phlebotomus papatasi, 389 nucleotides long. RefSeq names its product immediate early response 3-interacting protein 1. NCBI's taxonomy places the organism in Eukaryota, Metazoa, Arthropoda, Insecta, Diptera, Psychodidae. Gene Ontology annotation, cellular component: endoplasmic reticulum membrane; Golgi membrane; COPII-coated ER to Golgi transport vesicle. The record is from RefSeq and is a predicted model, not a curated record. The coding region runs from base 75 to 320 and encodes 81 amino acids. The transcript is spliced from 3 exons. Gene Ontology annotation, biological process: endoplasmic reticulum to Golgi vesicle-mediated transport.
AUGACUGCUGACAUCAUCUUUCGACGAGUUAUCGAAUCCAAAACAUCUUGAUGCUUUUUGGUUGAUCUUUUGCAAUGUUUACGCUGUGGAAUUUAAUUGAAGCCUCCCUCCUGUGUCUCAAUGCCGUCUGUAUCCUCCACGAAGACAGAUUCCUGGCCAAAAUCGGAUGGGGCGCCAAUGCGAAUGUUCAGGGAUUUGGUGAGCCUCCUACGGUCAAAACACAGAUUCUCAAUCUCAUCCGGUCAAUCAGGACAGUCGUCAAGUAUCCACUAAUAUUUCUCAACAUUAUAGCGAUAGUUUUCAAAUUACUCCUUGGAUGAAUGCAUGGGAAUGGGAGAAAUGUAUUUAAUGUAUUAAACUUUUAAAUAAAUACAACUUUUUGGCUAUUU